AUGGCAAACCUAGUUCUAGUGUUGCUUCCCCUUUUCCUCAUUAUCAACAUCUCCUCCCUCCCUCUCCCUGCACGAGCUAUAUCCUCAUGCAACGGCCCAUGCAAAUCCCUCAACGAUUGCACCGGCCAACUCAUUUGCAUCGAGGGUAAGUGCAAUGAUGACCCUGAUCAGGUUGGAAACAACAUAUGCAAGAGCUCCCCGCCCCCUAAAGAUAACAACUGCCAGCCCUCAGGCACUAAGAAUUGCAAGGGAAAAUCUUUCUCUCAGUUCAAAUGCUCACCCCCCGUCACGUCCUCCACGCGAGCCCUUCUCACAAACAAUGAUUUCAGCGAAGGUGGGGAUGGCGGGGGUGCAUCCAGUUGCGAUGAAAGUUUCCAUGAAAACUCAGAGCGGGUAGUGGCACUAUCAACUGGAUGGUUUGAUGGGGGGUCACGCUGUGGGAAGAUGAUCAAAAUUAUGGCUAGUAAUGGGAGGAGUGUGGAAGCCAAGGUGGUAGAUGAGUGUGAUUCUGUGAAUGGGUGUGAUGCAGAGCAUGCAGGCCAGCCUCCAUGUAAGAAUAAUAUUGUUGAUGGAUCAGAUGCUGUGUGGAACGAUUUGGGACUGAAUAUAGACGAUGGUGUAGUGCCUGUUACUUGGUCUAUGGCCUAG
Molecule: messenger RNA, 648 nt
Organism: Juglans microcarpa x Juglans regia
Lineage: Eukaryota; Viridiplantae; Streptophyta; Magnoliopsida; Fagales; Juglandaceae
Product: kiwellin-like
Exons: 1
Coding region: 1-648 (215 amino acids)
Source: RefSeq, a predicted model, not a curated record